Babesia bovis T2Bo is the source of this 344-nucleotide messenger RNA. RefSeq lists its product as uncharacterized. The transcript is spliced from 2 exons. The record is from RefSeq and is a predicted model, not a curated record. Lineage: Eukaryota; Apicomplexa; Aconoidasida; Piroplasmida; Babesiidae. The coding region runs from base 15 to 332 and encodes 105 amino acids.
UAUACUAAAUCAAGAUGAAUUUACAGAGAUUGCUUUGCCCUAGAUGGAUAGCUGUUUUAGCUAUAUUGAUUGGCAUGAAAAUGGCUGGAUGCGUGGAGAUAACAUACAAGAUGCUGGCCAAGGGUUGUGAAUCUAGAUGUAAUAACAUGUUUCCUCGUCCAAUUUCUGGGCCUAACAACCCUCCGGCACCCUCAAAGAUAGAGUAUCUGGAUUACGACGAUGUGAAGAAGUUUUCAUGUUUGGAGGCGUGCCGUAUGGCAGUCACGGCAUACCCUAAAAGCGAUGACGAGAUUCGCCGAUACGAUAUCAUCAAUAAAAGCAAGUCUGACUAAAUAAAAUCACAU